UUUUUCUUCUCGAACUCGUUGAUUUGAGUGCCUCUGGCCAUCAUCCAGCACCUCAUUAGCCCUGUUCUCGGGUCAUCUCCAGUCAUUCCUUCGCUUUUCAGACUGCCUCAAAUGCCUUUAAUAUAGACCUGAUAUCAUCAUGGCGCCGCGUUUACGAACUUCUCGCCUGCCCUCCUCCGUCUCCCCCUGUUCUUCGUCCGUACCGCAGUGUAUCUCGGUCCCCGCCUGCACCUCCAGGGCUUUCUCUCAGACAACGUCGCGGCAGGUCACAGCCAGGCGGCGGAAAUUCUAUGAAUGGCUCAAUGGCCCCGGCAGACAACUGAAGGACCCACUCCCAGGCUCAACAAACUACCUAGGUGCGUACGACAGGUACGGUAACCUUAUACGAGCGCGUCCGGGAUACCAGAGGCCAUCUCGCGAUCAGGCUGCCAAAGCGCAAGAGGAGGGAGCAGAGAAGGAGUCGGAGGAAAAGGAGAAAAUUCCUGGCGGUCAGGACAAUGUUGACGAGUUGGACAUGGCGGCUCGGAGAGACGCGGACAGCAAGGAUCCGGACAAACUCCCACCAGAGACAGAGGAAGACCUGAGGCCAUUUCCGCUCAACAGAUACUUCCGGAGUCAACCAGUCUUGAGUGAGGAAUUGAGAGAGGCGAUAUACCAGAGAGUCACGCGAGAUGGCACAACGGUAUCGCUUGCAAGCGUCGAGUUUGGCGUGAGCAACGAACGAGUUGGAGCCGUGGUUCGGUUAAAGCAGAUGGAGAAGGAGUGGAUCGCGCAGGGUAAGAAGCUGGCACUUCCUUAUGCCAAGGCUGUGCUGGAUAUGCUUCCCACGACGCCUUACGUUGACCCAUCACUUCCCGAGAACCGUGGAAAGAGACCUAUUCCCCACGAACCCAUCAACGAUCUCAUCGUACACCCAGCUACUCGCCAGCAACUGUUCGUUCCUGUCGCAGAGUCCCGGCAAUUUACGCGUGUAGACGCCGGAAAGGCAUUUGAUAACAACCUCCUCCCUGCAGAUGAGCGCAUUCCGCACCCCGAGCUUGUGCUGGCUGAGCGCGAGCUAGCUGCCGGCCUCAGCUUCGAGGAGCGCAGACGGUUAGCCGAAGAGCGCCUGGCGAAGGAGCAGGCGAAGAAGAAGGCGGAGGAAGAGCGGAAGCAGGCCGAGCUGGCGAAACUCAAGACGGUACCUAAGAGGAGGUGGGACUUUGUGUUCCAAGAUAUCAGCGUUGAGCAUGCCGGCAAAGAUGGCCGCGGACCCAAGGGGGUUGGCUGGAGGUACGGAUUCCCACAUGAGGAUCGUAAGAAGGGACAGGUCAAGAUACCCACAAAGGUGGAAGCGUAAGACCAUUGUUUGUACGAUAUGUAUCACCCUGUAUAUGUACAUGUGGCGUGCGCAGAGCGCACGUUGAUUACCGUUUGGGUAUCGCGCCGGCGUAGGAUCUGUUCACGCCCGCCAUCAAGAAGUCGGUCCAUAUCUCUCUGUAAUCCACAAAUCACCGAUACGAGAUCUUCUGACCGCCUCUCUUCUCCAACUUUUGUUGCCUCUUGCUCGUCGCCGCCUGUGGCUGAGGCACACCGGCCGCGUCCGUGUACCCUUGCCUCACCCCCAUAAAAGUGGUAUAUGCCAGGUAAACCGAGUACAGCGGAAUGAUCCCCCACAACCACCACGCGCGAUCUCCCACGGUAGCAGCG
Molecule: messenger RNA, 1689 nt
Organism: Westerdykella ornata
Lineage: Eukaryota; Fungi; Ascomycota; Dothideomycetes; Pleosporales; Sporormiaceae
Exons: 2
Coding region: 140-1339 (399 amino acids)
Biological process (GO): mitochondrial translation
Cellular component (GO): mitochondrial small ribosomal subunit
Molecular function (GO): structural constituent of ribosome
Source: RefSeq, a predicted model, not a curated record